UUUAACAACUAAGUGAUAAUAAUCUUUCAAAAGUCUGAUCCACUUUUGGGUUUCUGCUAUCUCUUUACAGCUUGUAAUUACUAUGCAUCCUUGGGCAUUUUUUAGAACACCUAAGCCAGCAAUCCGAGGGCUUGCCGCUCAUAAUCCAAUAUUUCGUUCCAUCUUCACCAAAUCGAAUGGCCACCAAUUAAAUGUUGGGUCCGGCGGUUCUAAUGGAUAUAGAAAGAAUGGAAUAGUUGUUGAAUCACUGUCUUCUGGCGUCAUUAUUGCUUGCUCAACCUUAGCGCUCUAUUAUAUUUCAUUCCCUUCUCAUAAUGAUUCUCAUAUUUGUUAUGCUAAUUCUGAAAGUAGAGGUGAAGAGCUAGGGAAAAAGCCGACUUUUUUAUUUGGAGAUUCAUACCGAAAAAAAGUUUUCUUCAAGUAUGAGAAACGGCUGAGAGUGCAAAGUCCUCCGGAAAAGGUAUUUGAGUACUUUGCAUCUUACCGAACUCCAAGUGGCGAAGUCUAUAUGACUCCAGUAGACUUAAUGCGAGCGAUUGUUCCGGUGUUUCCUCCAUCAGAAACAAGUGGUGUUAGAGGGGGCUAUCUUAAAGGAGAAUCAGCUUCCAGCGACCUACAUUGUGCUCCUUCCCAAUUUUUCAUGCUCUUCGAUACCAAUAAUGAUGGACUUAUAUCCUUUCCAGAGUACAUCUUUUUUGUUACACUACUGAGCAUUCCAGAAUCGAGCUUUUCAGAGGCAUUUCGAAUGUUUGACCUUGACAAUGAUGGAGGAGUUGACAAGGAAGAAUUCAAGAAAAUGAUGGAACUCAUGCGAACUGCUAAUAGACAAGGUGCUCGCCAUAGAAAUGGACUUCGAUUUGGACUAAAAGUUACUGGUUCCGUAGAGGAAGGAGGGCUCUUGGAGUACUUCUUCAGCGAAGAUGGAAAUGGGCGCCUUGAGCAAGAAAGAUUUGUGCAAUUCUUAAGAGAUUUACAUGAUGAAAUACUACGUUUGGAAUUUGCACAUUAUGACUACAAGUCACAAGGAAGCAUUUCUGCCAAAGAUUUUGCUUUAUCAAUGGUUGCAUCUGCUGAUAUUAGUCACAUCAAUAAGUUUCUCGAUCGAGUAGAAGAUCUGGAUGAUAAACCACAUCUUAGGGAUUUACGCAUUACAUACGAGGAAUUCAUGAGCCUCACUAACCUACGCAAAGAACUGCAGUCAUUUUCUCAGGUCAUCUUAAGCUAUGGGAAAGUAAACGGACUCUUGUCUAAGCAGGAGCUAAAAGGAGCUGCUAAGCAAGUUUGUGGCAUAUCCCUUACUGAUAACGUGGUAGAUUUGAUAUUUUUCAUGUUUGAUUUAGAUUGUGAUGGGUCUUUAAGUUCAGAUGAGUUCUUAAGAGUAUUGCAAAGAAGAGAGCCAGAGUGUUCAGAACAAAGAGAGUCAGGUUUCGUGAGCUUCUUCUCUGGCUGGCUGGACUCGACAAAAAGUAGUUUUGCUUCCAAGACCACUGGCUAAAGAGAAUGAUUUUGAUUUACUAACACCUUUUGACCGUUGAGAGAAUGAUUCAAACAUAACAGAUACUGAUAAAGAUUGUAGGGAAUCCAACAUUGUGGGGUGUUGAAAUUUCAGAUUUUUUAAAUCUAUGCAUUGUACAAUAUCUGCAUGUAAAAUAAUUCAUUGAUAAGCAUUGAAUAUGUGUUGUUCAACA
This is a messenger RNA of Nicotiana tabacum (common tobacco), 1688 nucleotides long. RefSeq names its product calcium uptake protein, mitochondrial. Gene Ontology annotation, cellular component: uniplex complex. The record is from RefSeq and is a predicted model, not a curated record. Gene Ontology annotation, biological process: mitochondrial calcium ion homeostasis; calcium import into the mitochondrion. Gene Ontology annotation, molecular function: calcium ion binding. NCBI's taxonomy places the organism in Eukaryota, Viridiplantae, Streptophyta, Magnoliopsida, Solanales, Solanaceae.